AUGCCUUCUUCUCAUGGCCAGGGUCCACCGGGGCCUGGAGAGUUUCCAGGAAGUCCUCCUGGGAUUCCUCCCGGCACCAUCAUCUUUGGGCCCAAGGGCAACUGCACUCUCGACAUCUGCCCCGUUGAGUACUCGGUCUAUGGCUACCGCCCAACCUUAGCCGUCAAUAUCGCCUUCAUUAUCCUCUUCGCCAUUGCAGCCGGCAUCCACCUCUAUCAGGGAAUAAGAUGGAAGUCUUGGUUCUUCAUGGCCUGCAUCCUUGUUGGGUGUGUGUCUGCUAUCUUGGGGUAUAUAGGACGUGUGAUGAUGUACUAUAACCCGUUUAACUUUUCGGCGUUUAUGCUUCAAAUCACCUGUGUCACCACCACACCUGUCUACUUCUGCGCCGCAAUCUACAUAACAUUAGCCAAGAUCAUCGUAUACUUCUCACCCAACCUCUCGCGCUGCCGUCCCAGUUUCUUUUACUGGUUUUUUAUACCCUGCGACUUCUUCUCGCUCGUCAUCCAAGCUGCCGGCGGUGCCUUGUCUACGACCUCCAAGGGAACCAGCCAACAAGGCGUCAAUCUCGCCCUGGCCGGCCUCUCAUUCCAGGUCUUCACCAUCUGCACCUUCUGUGGUCUUAUGGGAGACUAUUUGUACCGCUACUUUCGCUCUGGAAAUGCAGCCGGCACAAAGCUCGGGUGGAAACUGUACACCUUUUUUACGUUUCUGUCCUUGGCUAUUUUGCUCAUCACGAUGCGUUGCACGUACCGUCUUGCUGAGCUGCACGACGGGUACAGCGGGUACAUGGUCCGCGACGAAGGGUUAUUUAUCGGUCUCGAGGGAGUGCUCAUUCUCCUUUCUGUGUACGCAUUGAUGCUUGGACACCCAGGCCCCGUCUUCAAGACGGCGGACAGAAAGCAAAUUAGUUUGGAGAAUCGUGGCUACGAGCUUAGGGAUGACCCUAGUAGCAAUACUAGCGUUCAUGGAAUUUAG
Molecule: messenger RNA, 975 nt
Organism: Pochonia chlamydosporia 170
Lineage: Eukaryota; Fungi; Ascomycota; Sordariomycetes; Hypocreales; Clavicipitaceae
Product: parasitic phase-specific protein PSP-1
Exons: 3
Coding region: 1-975 (324 amino acids)
Cellular component (GO): fungal-type vacuole; plasma membrane
Source: RefSeq, a predicted model, not a curated record